CCCCGCAUCUCUCUCUGCAUCUCAGCAGCUAAACCCUUUCUCCGUCUCUCCCCUUCUCUCCGGAAGCUAUGUUGCUCCGUCGUGCAACUGCACUGCCAAAAACGCUUGGUAACCUCCGGUUAUACUCUCCGUCUGCGAACGCGGCGGUUCUGGAGCAGGCCGAAGUAUCGGAAUUAAGCUACCUCCCCGGGUUCCCAAGACCCGACCCGAAGUUCGCGGAGACGAUCUUGGCCGUACCUCGGUCUGCCUCCGGAAAGAGCAUCGCAGCCAAGGAGCGGAAAGCGGGUAGGGUCCCUUCCAUCAUUUUCGAGCAGGAGGACGGGCAACAUGGCGGCAACAAGAGGCUUGUGUCCGUUCAGACCAAUCAGAUCAGGAAGCUAGUUACUCAUCUGGGUCGGUCCUUCUUCCUGUCUAGACUCUUUGAUGUCGAGGUCCGAUCCGAAUUCGGUUCUGAGGAUGUCAUCGAGAAAGUUCGGGCUUUGCCCAGAUUGCUUCAUUUGCACGCGAAAACAGAUGCUCCUUUGAAUGUGACGUUCAUAAGAGCGCCUCCCGGUUCUCUUUUGAAGGUUGACAUCCCUCUAGUGUUCAGAGGAGAAGAUGUAUCUCCUGGAUUAAGGAAAGGAGCAUAUCUGAAUACGAUCAAAAGAACGGUCAAGUUCCUCUGCCCCGCUGAAAUCAUACCUCCAUAUAUAGAUGUAGAUCUCAGCGAAUUGGAUGUCGGGCAAAAGCUAGUAAUGGGAGACCUCAAGAUUCAUCCGGCAUUAAAGCUUGUGAAGCCGAAAGAUGAACCUGUUGUUAAGAUAGCGGGAGCUAGGGUGUCAGACCAGCAAAAGAAAUCAAAAUAAACAACUGCCGAGCUAUUAACUGCUGUUUCUUGAAACAUUGAUGAAAAAAUUGUGAAACUUUUAGGGUUUCAAGAUCAUUGGAAUGGAUGUUUUUAGUGUUGCUGGAGAGGGUGAAGUGCAGGAAAAUGGCAGUUUCCGGCAGAAAUUUCUGGCCUUUUUUUUCUCCUUGCAUGCCAUUUUCAGGUAUAUCCAAUUCCCAGAAUGGAAAGAACCUUUCUAUUGUUGAAUCGUUAUGUAGUUAAUAAAAGAUAGUGACAGUUAUUUUCUCUA
This is a messenger RNA of Tarenaya hassleriana, 1115 nucleotides long. RefSeq names its product 50S ribosomal protein L25. The transcript is spliced from 3 exons. Gene Ontology annotation, cellular component: ribosome; cytosolic large ribosomal subunit. NCBI's taxonomy places the organism in Eukaryota, Viridiplantae, Streptophyta, Magnoliopsida, Brassicales, Cleomaceae. The coding region runs from base 69 to 845 and encodes 258 amino acids. Gene Ontology annotation, biological process: translation. The record is from RefSeq and is a predicted model, not a curated record. Gene Ontology annotation, molecular function: 5S rRNA binding; structural constituent of ribosome.